Messenger RNA from Cannabis sativa, 2304 nucleotides. Its product is annotated as protein SIEVE ELEMENT OCCLUSION B. The transcript has 7 exons. The record is from RefSeq and is a predicted model, not a curated record. Gene Ontology annotation, biological process: phloem development. Lineage: Eukaryota; Viridiplantae; Streptophyta; Magnoliopsida; Rosales; Cannabaceae. The coding region runs from base 85 to 2097 and encodes 670 amino acids.
ACAGACGAUUGUCACAGAGGAACACACAAUAACAAAAUAAUUAUAGUUUCAUAUAAUAAUUUACACACACAAAAGAAAAACUCAAUGGAGAUCAACCCAUUCAAAGUUGGAGAAGACUUUAUCACGGCGCAAGUUAACGAUACUCAUGCCACUUAUGUCGAUUCAUCCUUUGAUGCCAAUUCUUUCUUCAUUAUCGUUGCCAACAUUCUCAGGCAAUCAACUGAAAUUGUUCAAAAAUCUCUUCAGGGUGAUAAGAUAACACCAAAAUUGGAAGGGAGUUUCCACAAAGAAAACUUCAAAAUUCCCAUGUGCCUCAUUAAGAGUAUUGGUUGCGAGCUGUUCAGUUGUAAGGAACCAAGUGCAGAAAUUGGACAUGAAACAACAGUGAAAAUAUUGAAGAAGCUACGAAGCUAUUCAUGGGAGGCAAAGUUAACACUGACAUUAGCCGCUUUUGCAAAGGAAUUUGGGGAGUUAUUAAUGCACAUUGGCGAGGUUCAUCCACAAGAUCACCUCACCACAUCACUGGCCAUUCUCAAAGGCUCUCUUAUUCUUCCCACCACUACCACUACUCGGAAAAAUGCACUCAUUCAACUUAAUGAUCUCAUUAAAUUGACACUGCAACUCAUCGAAAUAAUCUUUCGGUCACACCUACUACUAAAACCAAUACAUGUCUAUUGGAUUAUCAUUACUGUUGUUGCUUGUGCCAAUAAAGUAAAUAUUCUCACAGCUGAUGAAGAGAAGGCACACGAUUUGUACCCCUACUACAUAAAAAUUGGCAAAUACAAAUCUGAACUUGAACUCACAGCUGACCGAUCGCCCAAGCCAAUCGGAGUGAUAGAUGUAGAGAGAGAUUACUAUGAGCUGUUGAAAGUAUUAUGUCAAAAUAAUAAGGAGAGCAUCGAGUUUCUUAGUCGUCUGUUUUCAACUAGAGAUUCAAGCCGUGGUGUGCAGCUCAUUGAUUGCUCUGCCUAUUUCCGUACGGUUCAGAUUGAUGUGCUGAGGAAGAAGACAGUGUUGCUUGUUUUUUCACGGGUAGUAGGACGAUACGACAUCACUACCAAUGAUAUUAACUUACUCAAACGCAUUCAAUUUGAGAAAAUAAAGAGAGAGAGGAUGGAAGAGCAGUAUGCGAUUGUUUGGGUGCCCAUUGUGGAUGAGACUCAUGAUCAGUUAACUCAGUACAGAAAAGAGAUAGAGUUUCAGAGGCUACUUGCGUCGAAGGACAUUCAAUGGUACACUGUGAAUAGUUUGGCUUUACACAAAGGAAGCCUUAAGUUCCUCAAGGAGGAGUGGAAAUUCGAGACCAGUCCCAUUUGCGUUGUGAUGGACCUUGCCCAAGGGAGAGUUCAAAACAUCAACGCCUUCUACUCCAUGCGCCUUUGGGGAUUGGAUGCUUUUCCUUUUGACAAAGAAUCUGAGCACAGAGUUGUACAUGAAAUGACUUGGAUCAACACUGUUUUUUCAAGGGAAUUCAUUGCUCGGUCUCAGUCUUUUAGCAUCUGGGUAGAGCGCAAUGAUUACAUCAUUAUCCAUGGUGGUACGGACAUGGCAUGGAGCAGAGAGAUUCAAGACAAAAUGAGAUACAUGAGAAUGGAAACAAAUAUUAAGAUUGAACUUUUUAACAUUAAUGAAGAGAGUUAUGUGGAGCAGUUUUGGAGUGGAGCAAAAACCCUAGUAGAAAAGUAUUAUAAGGUGGAAUAUGCUAAACAACAAGUCCAAAGACUCAAUUCUUUGAAGCAAGCAAAAGGGUGGUUUAUGCUUAACAAAGGGUCUACUACGUUGGUGGUAGGAUCACGAGAAACCCUCGUCAAGGCAGUGGAGGAGCUCAACAUAUGGAAGGAGAGUAUUACUAAAAAGACCUUUGAAGUUGCUUUCAAAGAAUACCAUGAGAAGAUCUUUAUUAUGGUUCCUCGGCCGUCAGACGACCCAUGCCUCACCAUUGUGAAUCCACUCAAGGAGGAUGGAAAGACUAUGCUGAAAGAGAUGAAGUGCACAAAAUGUGGCCGAGACAUGGAGAUGACUAGUGUCACUUUUAGGUGUUGCCAUGUUAAUAAUAUUCCGAAACCUACCAUUUCAUCAUCGCCAUACGAUUACUAAGUGGAUUUGGAAAGUGGCUCGUACUUACUUAAAAUAUAAUAUAUGUUAUGUCGAUCAGUAUACAGUAAAAUAAAAUAAAGGUCAUGGUGUUGUUUUACCAAUGGAGAGUAGAUGAUCUGAUGCUCUACUUUUUAUUUGUUUGUUUGGAUGCAUGUUUAAAUAUGAGUGUACUAAUAAAACUUACAUCAAUAAAAAGAUUUUAUUAAA